GCUACAUAAAAACAACAGCAAUUGAAUGCUUAUAACAUGCAAAACACGACUCCUACUCUCGAACAGCUUCAGGAUCCUCUCAAUUCCAAUCGUUCGUAGCAUUGCACCAAUCCAACGCCUCAACACCAUGGCGGCCAACAAAAAAGCCCGCACCGACCCACCUUACGAGCUCCUCUACUGGCCUGGCAUCCCAGGACGUGGCGAGUUCAUUCGUCUGGCCUUCGAAGCUGCAGGUGUAUCCUACAAAGACACAGCCAACGAGUCUGAGGAUGGCGUCAAAGCAGUAAUCUCCCUCAUCGACUCCUCUUCGACCGGCACCGACGGCAACCCACCCCCCUUCGCACCACCCGCGCUACGCAUUCCCGGCGAAGGCCCCGACGGCAAACCGCUCCUAAUCUACCAAACACCCUCGAUCCUCUCCUACCUUGGCCCCAAGCUCGGCCUCGCAGGCACCAAUGAAGCAGAGCAGCAAUGGAUCCUCUCGCACACGCUCACAGCGCUGGAUCUCAGCAACGAAGCACACGAGACGCACCACCCCAUCGCAGUCGCGAAAACCUAUGAGGAACAGAAGGAGGAGAGUUUGAAGAAGGCGACGGACGUUAGGGAAGCUAGGAUCCCGAAAUUCUUGGGCUUCUUUGAGAGGGUACUGAAGGGGAAUGAAGAGAAAGGGAAGGGGAAGUAUUUGGUGGGUGAUAAGCUGAGUUAUGCGGAUACGACGCUGUGGCAUGUGUUGAGUGGGCUGCUGUUUGCAUUUCCUAAGGAGAUAGAGGCCAGGAAGGGGGGGUUUGAACUGUUGUUUGGAACGUUUUAUGAGAGUGUGAAGGAGGCGAGUGGGGUGAAGGAGUAUCUGGCGAGUGGAAGGAGGAAGCCGUUUAGUAUGGGUAUGUUCAGGUAUUAUCCCGAGCUGGACCGUCAGUAGAGAAGAUGCUCUGGGAGAUGAUCGAAACGAAAGACACUAGAAAGGACAGUGACCAUCACAGAAAAGAAAUCAAUUGCAG
This is a messenger RNA of Macroventuria anomochaeta, 998 nucleotides long. RefSeq lists its product as uncharacterized. The coding region runs from base 128 to 919 and encodes 263 amino acids. The transcript has 2 exons. NCBI's taxonomy places the organism in Eukaryota, Fungi, Ascomycota, Dothideomycetes, Pleosporales, Didymellaceae. Gene Ontology annotation, molecular function: glutathione transferase activity. The record is from RefSeq and is a predicted model, not a curated record. Gene Ontology annotation, biological process: glutathione metabolic process.